Messenger RNA from Struthio camelus australis, 5418 nucleotides. It is a transcript of the gene AGPS, whose product is annotated as alkylglycerone phosphate synthase. The record is from RefSeq and is a predicted model, not a curated record. Gene Ontology annotation, biological process: lipid biosynthetic process. Lineage: Eukaryota; Metazoa; Chordata; Aves; Struthioniformes; Struthionidae. Gene Ontology annotation, molecular function: alkylglycerone-phosphate synthase activity; FAD binding. Gene Ontology annotation, cellular component: peroxisome.
CGCUCAGAUUCUGGAAAAUCUGCAGAGCCACAAGCUCCUUUCAUCUGGAACUGCAUGCUUGUAGGAGAAGAAAACAAGCCAGUGAGGCUUUCAUACAAGACCCAGUGUGGCAGAGGAGAUAUCCCUGAUUUCUAUAUGGGGAGCUAUGACACAAGGAGGCACCAAUAUUGCAUCUGAAGUAGAGAACUGAACCAAGGUCUCGCUGCUCCUAUGCCACGUACUGCUCCCUGGAGAACUUUCUGCUGGUUGCUUAGCUAAUGGAAAGGCAUCAUGUUGAAGUAUCAUGGGAGAAAUAGGCCCUUGAGAGGAAUUUGAAAGAGGAUAAGGCAAGAACUUCUAAAGUGGAAUGGAUGGGGAUACAAUGACUCCAAAUUCAUCUUCAAUAAGAAGGGUCAAGCAGAAUUCACAGGAAGAAGGUACAGGUUAGGUGGUAUGGUAUUGCCAACUUUUAAGGAAUGGAUAGAAAAAACCUUUGGAGCAAGUCUGGAGCACAAAUCUACCUCUAGAGCAUCCUUAAAUGUUAAUGAUGUACCUCCAUCUGUUGUAAAUGAAGAAUUCCUUCAGGAUCUUAGAGCCACUAAAAUCUCAUAUUCACAAGAUGCAGAAGAUAGGGUAUUCAGAGCUCAUGGUCACUGCCUACAUGAGAUAUUUGCACUCAGGGAAGGAAUUUUUAGGCGAAUUCCUGAUAUAGUUGUCUGGCCUGUCUGCCAUGAAGAUGUAGUUAAAAUUGUGGAGUUAGCCUGUAAGCACAGUGUCUGUAUAAUACCAUUUGGUGGAGGGACGAGUGUCUCUAGUGCUCUUGAAUGUCCUGAGGAAGAGAAAAGAACAAUUGUCUCCUUGGACACUUCACAAAUGAAUCGGAUUCUCUGGAUAGAUGAGAAGAACUUAACAGCUUGCGUAGAAGCUGGCAUUGUUGGACAAGAUUUGGAAAAACGGCUUGCUGAAAGCGGCUUCUGUACAGGCCAUGAGCCAGAUUCCAUGGAAUUCAGUUCCCUAGGAGGAUGGGUAGCAACACGAGCAUCAGGCAUGAAAAAAAACAUCUAUGGAAACAUUGAAGACCUGGUGAUUCAUAUAAGAAUGGUAACUCCUAGAGGAAUAGUAGAAAAAAACUGUCAAGUACCUCGCAUGUCAACAGGACCUGACAUCCAUCACUUCAUUAUGGGAUCUGAAGGAACUCUUGGAGUGGUUACUGAAGUUACAAUAAAGAUUCGCCCAGUCCCUGAGUACCAGAAGUAUGGCUCUGUGGUCUUCCCCAACUUUGAAAGAGGGGUGGCCUGCUUAAGAGAAGUGGCAAAGCAGAGAUGUGCUCCUGCAUCAAUUCGCCUUGUGGACAAUGCACAGUUCCAGUUUGGUCAUGCUCUUAAACCACAAGUUGCUUCCAUUUUUACAUCAUUUUUGGAUGGACUGAAAAAAUUCUACAUCACAAAGUUUAAAGGAUUUGAUCCCAACAUACUGUGUGUAGCUACUUUACUCUUUGAGGGUGACAGAGAGAAGGUUCUUCAGCAUGAAAAGCAAGUUUAUGAUAUUGCCACCAAGUUUGGUGGCUUGGCAGCUGGAGAAGAUAAUGGACAGAGAGGAUAUAUGCUGACAUUUGUCAUUGCUUACCUUCGGGACUUGGGCUUGGAUUACUAUGUAAUAGGAGAAUCAUUUGAGACAUCUGUUCCUUGGGAUAGGGUUUUAGACCUCUGUAGGAAUGUAAAGGAAAGGAUAGUAAGAGAAUGCAAAGAAAAGGGUGUUCAGUUUGCACCUUUUUCCACCUGCAGGGUGACACAGACUUACGACGCAGGUGCAUGUGUCUACUUCUACUUUGCCUUUAACUACAGAGGAAUCAGUGAUCCUGUUCAUGUCUAUGAACAAAUUGAGACGGCGGCUAGAGAAGAAAUACUUGCCAAUGGAGGAAGUCUGUCACAUCACCAUGGAGUAGGCAAAUUGCGGAAGCGCUGGAUGAAGGAGAGCAUCUCUGAUGUUGGCUUGGGAAUGCUGAGAUCUGUUAAAGAAUAUGUGGACCCCAAUAACAUCUUUGGAAACAAAAACCUUUUAUAAAGCCCUGUACAAUAUGAUGUACUAAAACUUCACAGUUGCUGUUGAAAUUCCUUCAUUUUCAUUGUACUGAUAUCCCAGUAAUCAAAUAUAACUUAGACUAAACUUAAGACUACUAUAUUACUUUGUCUUUUUCCUUCCAAUAAAGUGGAAUGAAUUCCUUCAUUCAUUGUUAAUGUUUAUGGAUUUUUACUUACAAUGCUUUUAAACUCUUGAACAACCCACUGGGCGCAUCAAAGUAUAUUACCAACCAGGAAAUGCAAAUUUGGUUUUCCAAGUUUGGUUAGGCAACACAGCUGAAAGUAUUUUCCAUGCUGGAUACAGCCAGCUGUUUCUUACUAAAGCAUCCCCUGCAAGGAGAACAAAGACUGAAAACAGUGGUGUCUACAGAAGCAGCUGCUCAACCCAGCCCCUUGCUAAAGGAAGGCUGCUUGGAGACAGAUGAGAUUACACCAAGGAGUACUUCUCUGUGCUGAAGAAUUAAGUAUGUAAUAGACUUGUAACCAGCAACCCUUUAAAGCACAAGUGUAGGCUUUGAUCAAAAGAGACAAGGCAAGUCAAACUGCUUCUAAAAACUCAGCAGUCUCCCACGUUUGCUCUACUGAAAAUCUUAAAUUGGUGUGUUCUGAGUUGUAUUUGCAUUGCUGGGAUAAUCUGCUUAAAUUAAUCCUAGGUCAGUCACUAUAUGUUUUGUACAAUGGACAUUUCUCACUGUAUGUUUAAAACAGGUUUGUAACAUAAAAUUUUGCCUUCAUCUGUACUACAGUCCUCGUGUAUAUGGUUUUGCUCCCGUUUUGUUUUGCAGAGGUGCACAAUAUCUUUUUCCAGUAAAAAAUGUUUUAGCUAUUCAAAUGAAACUGUUUGCCUAGCACUGUCUUUUGAAACAGUCUCAACAGUUUUACUAAGCUGAAGUAGACAACAUACUGUCAUCCUAAAAGUGAGGUUUCCCAUUUUAAUUUUGUACUGUUUCCUAUGACCUUUAUGAAUUGUUUGUUUACUUCACUGGUAGCCACAAAUGUAAUUGUCCAUUUAACUGUAGGAAAAAAUUUCUUGAUCAGUACAGUACGAGUAAGCAUUUUUACAUUGAAACUUGAAUCUUAAUCAGUGAAACAAACUAGAAGCAUUUGUCAAUACUCAUGAUCCAUUUUUAAGGUGGGUUCUUUUCUUAAAGCAAGUUAUCCAACUUUUUGAUAAAGUAUAUGAUCACAUAAGAUAGAAACAAAAUACAGACAAUUCUUUGAGGACGCUCUCUCCAGCCAACUGCUUCACUGCUCUGAGUGACAGUGUGGACACCUUUUGUAUUGGUAGUGCCCUUAACAAGGAGAAGAAGAUAAAAUUGCAAUUUUGUUUUUAAACUGCUUUAGGAUACUGUCUAAUUGGUUCUCAAUUUUGGUAAUAUACCAUAAAAGGUUAAUACACAUGCUUGAAAAAUACUGCAUAUCAAACAACUUAAACUGUUUAAAUUUCAAGUAUGUAAACAAAAAUCAUGAACAGUCAAAACAUUACUUUAAAAUGCACAUGGUUAACAUACCAAAUCAAAGCUGUUUAUGAUCCACAAGUCAAAUAGGAUGUUAAUGUGGUAUUUGUCAUGCAGUUAGAUUUAUUUCUAAUGGCCUUUGUUUCAUAACAUUUCAAUAUAAAAAAAUUAGUCUUCUGCAUUUCUUCUUAAUAGUUUGACCCACAGAGGUCAUAUUUCAGCAGUACCCAAAACAAUAGAUAUCUAGCCUGUUUUAGGAAACUGAUAUCUGGCACUGUGGUUAAGUGUUCCUUAUUUCAUAUGUGCCCAAUGGCUGUCUCAGCAAAGUGAAUUUGUACAUGUUUCUGCAGGGGACUUCCUCAUUUUGCACAGUGCACAACAAUGAUUACUUGGCCACAGCUGGAAUCUUGCUGAUGACCAGUGUCACUGUGAAAUAGACCUUUCUGAAGCUGGUAAAUAUGAAGGGUGUGUGGUUUUUUUGUUUUUUUUUUUUUUUCUUCUGUGCCUCAGUGAAAGCAUGGUAUGCAAACACGAAACAAACCUUUUUGAAGGAAAGUGUGUGGAUAACCAGAAACCAUUCUGCGGAACUAAAACAAGUCAUUAUAGCUCAUAACACACUUUUCUCUUAAGAGGCUGACUUAUUUGACUUAAAAGUACUACAUAAAGUACAGUUUCCUCCCUAACUCUUAGCUGGCUAACUGUGGUUUCCCAACUUUUUAUUCAAGUUACACAGCCAAAACUCCUUAUGCCCUUUAUUUUCAAUCUUUGAAUAGCCAGUGGCUUCUGAAAUGAUUUAAAAUGCAGUAAAAAUUUUCACUGCACAUCACUUGUCCUAUAGGAAGGUGAAAUAACAGGUUAUGAGAGUUCUACAGUUCCAACGUGGGAUAGCCCUGGGGAAAGGAUUUCAACUGCAAAGGCCAUAGAAUUCUUCUUUUUCUAAUGGCCACCCUGCAGCUGUCUUCCUAAAUAUUUUUCUAUCUUAUGAACUGUUCAGAGCUUAGUGAAAUUCCACAGUCAAAAUGCAUAUUUUAUUGGCUGUCCUUAAUUCUUUUACUUUUAAAAUUCCAAAUGAAAAUAUGCAAACAAAUAAUGCAAAUACAGGAGACCUAGAUAUAUACAAAUCGUUACCCCUUUAGAAGAAAUCUUCCCUCUUCUAAUAGUAAAUGAAGUCUUCCACCCCUUUUUUCCUUUCUCUGUUUUCCUUACAUAGGCUACGCUUCCCAUAGCUGCAGCCUGUUCAGUGAUGGAUUUUGUUCCAUGCAGAUCAGCAGUGCAUCUUGACAAAGCAUAUUACUCUUUCAUUGUGUGGACUACUUUGGCCAUGCCUAAGAUACAAGUUUUAGUUAAACUUGUCACGACUUGUAAUUACACACCUAUUGCUGUUCCUCUCUGAACGGAAGAAAGGUGCAGAAUGAGUAUGCUUAACUGCUAAGUCUAUUUUCAUUAGAGAGGGACAGUUUUGUAAAAGUUUUGAGGGGAAUGUCAUCAAAGAACAUAUGUUAGAAAUGAACACAGGGUCUAGAUCUUAAAGAAAAGCAUGUCUCUUUGACUUUAAUACUGUGGGUGUUACUCCUUACAGUACAUUGGUUGCAUUAAAGAUGUCAUCUUUGCCUUACAGCUGGGAACAGAGGCCAGGCCAAAUAGUUCUUCCAUAGCACUGUAAAUUAAUUGAAACCAACUUCAGAUGCAGGGAUGCAUUAGCCUUGAAAUCCAGAAAACACAAACUGUUUCUUGGUCUUGGAAAAUGUAUGCUUAUCAAGGUUGUAAUUCAACUUUCUGCUAGUAAAGCCAAACAGUGUUUGUCAUUCUAGUGUGAGACUAACUGUAAAACUGCAGUUGUAAUGUUAAGAGAUUAUUGAACCUUAUGUCAUUAAUAAUAAUAAAAAAAGGGCCUAAACCAU